This is a messenger RNA of Stegostoma tigrinum, 1847 nucleotides long. RefSeq names its product serpin peptidase inhibitor, clade I (neuroserpin), member 1 (gene serpini1). The transcript is spliced from 9 exons. Gene Ontology annotation, biological process: negative regulation of endopeptidase activity. Bases 293 to 1528 code for a protein of 411 amino acids. The record is from RefSeq and is a predicted model, not a curated record. Lineage: Eukaryota; Metazoa; Chordata; Chondrichthyes; Orectolobiformes; Stegostomatidae. Gene Ontology annotation, molecular function: serine-type endopeptidase inhibitor activity.
CUUCAUGCAGUACCACCAGUGCGCAGAGAAUCUGGCGUAAUCUGCAGAGCAGGGAGGGUUUUCGGAAUCUACGUUCAAAACAACUUGCAGUUACCUAUUAGGAAAUCUCAAAAAUAAAGGUCUGCAUUGUCCUUUCGACCUACCUUUGAUGUGAUAAAAGAAAAUGCCACAAGCAAGGUCUUGACAGUCUUUAUUAAACGUUUUGUCUGAGUUGCAUACCGCCCGUGAAAAUCUAAUCCUGACCGAGGAGUGGAAGCUGCAGGAGGUGUUUCGUUUGUAAAUUAAUUCAAAAAUGACAUCUUUGCUGGGAUUCCUGACCCUGUUGGUUGUAAAAUAUGUUACGGCUGAUGCAGGCAUUCGGGAUGGUAUUACUGCUGACUUUUCAGUGAAAGUUUACCAUCAGUUGCGGUCACUGGAGAAAGAUGGCAAUAUUUUUUACUCCCCAUUUAGUAUUGCCAAUGCCUUAGGAAUGGUUAAGCUUGGUGCUGGGAGUACAACUCUUGAGCAAAUUCAACGCGUCAUGGGCUACGACUACUUGCAAAAAGGUGAGGAAUUUGAUUUGUUGCGGGACCUGUCUCAAUCCAUGAAAGCAGACAGCCAGCAGUAUGUUAUGAGGCUUGUCAACUCAUUGUUUGUGGAGGAAGGAUUUCAACUGAGUGACAAGUUCCUUCAGAUGCUUAAAGAAUAUUUCAGUGCCAGUGUUGAAAAUGUUGACUUCAGCCAGUCGUCUUCUGUGGCUGAUCAUAUCAAUGAGUGGGUGCAGAAUCAAACCAACAAUAAGAUACAAAAUCUCCUAUCACCAAAGGACUUCGAUGCUUUAACUCGUCUAGUCCUCGUUAAUGCAAUUUAUUUCAAAGGAAACUGGAAGUCUGAAUUCAGAGGGGAGAAUACCCGCACAUUUCAGUUUACCAAAGAUGACGAAAGUGAAAUCCAGAUACCCAUGAUGUACCAACAAGGAGAUUUCAAUUACGGUGAAUUCAGUGAUGGCUCAAAUGAGGCAGGAGGAGUGUACCAAGUUUUAGAAAUGCCUUACGUUGGCGAUGAGAUGAGUAUGAUGAUAGUACUUCCAAGACAAGAAGUACAACUGGCUACCUUAGAGCCACUUAUCAAAACUCAACUAAUUAAUGAAUGGGCAAACUCAGUAAAGAAGCAGAAGGUUGAAGUAUAUCUGCCAAGAUUCAAAAUGACACAGAAUAUUGAUUUGAAGGAAGUUCUCACUGGCCUAGGAAUCUCUGAAAUGUUUGGUGCUGAGGCUGACCUCUCAGUAAUGACUGAAAAGAAGGACUUGCAUAUUUCCAAGGCUAUUCAUACAUCUUUUAUUGAAGUGACUGAAGAAGGUUCUGAAGCAGCUGCAGCCUCGGAAAUGAUUGCUGUUAGCAGAAUGAUGGUCCUUAAUCCUCAGAUCAUUGCUGAUCAUCCAUUUUUCUUUCUGAUCAGAAAUCGAAGGACAGGUACCAUCCUGUUCAUGGGCAGAGUCAUGCACCCUGAAGAUAUUAAUCCAAAUAGACAUGAUUUUGAAGCUUUGUAGAUGCACCAGUUUUACACUGAUAAUGCCUCAUUUAACAGCUUUUCAUUCAUAAAUGAUGUGUUUUGCAGUUUUGCACUUUUACAGUCUGGUAAUUUUUGUCAUAACUAGCUGAAGUAAAAGAAUAGAGAAAAUUUGUAGGAGAAGUCUGUAUUUACAACAUGUUUUGUAGUACUGUUAUUGUACUGUCACCUUCCUCUCCUAAAUACAUGAACAUUGUUCCAUAUUUAUAACGUUCUAAACUAUUUAAUUAUGAAGCCCUUGGUAAUACUCUUAAUGCUACAAUGGUAGUUUUAAAAAUAAAGUGAAAGUUAUGUGCCAA